Molecule: messenger RNA, 1011 nt
Organism: Adineta steineri
Lineage: Eukaryota; Metazoa; Rotifera; Eurotatoria; Adinetida; Adinetidae
Source: the annotation of a GenBank genome assembly
AUGAAAUUAAAUUGUAAACAAAAAUUAUUAUGUCCAAAUAAUAUUACACGUUUUUCUAUUCAUAUUGAUAAGAAUAUUCAAUAUCCGAAUAUAUCUUAUAUACGUUCACCUGUUUUUGCAAUAAUACUUGAUACAAUUCGAAAUUCAUCGUAUUACACAAAUGAUUCAACAUCAGCAUGUAUACAUAUAGCACCAGUUGAUACAAUUGAUCGUGAUCGUCGAUCAAAAAAUGGUGAUUACCUAUAUUUUAUCGAACAACGUUUAAAAUUUUUUCCGGAAUGGUCAGAUCCGAAUAAAAUUCAUUUAAUAUUUAAUCAUUAUACAGGCACUUGGCCUUCUUAUCAUCGUACACUUGAUUUUAAUUUACCAUCUCAUUAUAUUCUUGCAUCAACUAGUUUGACAUAUAGUAAUUAUAAUUGUCUAUCACAUCUAACAUUUCCAUUGUUUCAUUCUAAUUAUUCAUUUUCCUCUUCUUCUUCUUCUUUACCUUCGCGUUCCAUACUUCUUUCAUUUAAAGGAAAAAGUUAUGAAGAUGUUCAACAUCAUCGUACAUUUUUUCGUCAUUUAAAUAAUAAUCACGAUAUUAUUAUCAAAUAUACAGAUCAUACAAAUACUUCCGAUGAUAAAAAUGAAUAUAUUCAACUUCUUCAACAAUCACAUUUUUGUCUUGUACCUAGUGGACGUCGUUUAUAUUCUUAUCGUCUCCUUGAAACAUUACAAUAUGGUUGUAUACCUGUUAUAACAACCAAUGACAAUGAGUUAAUUAUUCUUCCAUUUAGUGAAAUUAUUGAUUGGUCAAAAUCAGUGAUUAUCUAUUCAAAUGCAUCAUUAAGUUUAUUACCAUAUUAUUUAAAAAUGAUAAGUAAAACUCAACGAAAUGAUAUGCAAAAGCAAUGUUUAACUAUAUGGUUAGAAUAUUUUUCAUCAAUUCAACGUAUUGUUUUAACUGCACUUCAUAUCUUAAAUGAUCGUUUUAUAUCUUCCUUUUCUUCUCUUUCUAUUCAAUAUUAA